GGGUGAUUUCUUGAUGUUCGCAGUGUUGUGAAACGUUUAGUCGCAUAACAGAUAAACUGAGUGAGGGUGAGCUAGGUGUGCGAGCGUUGCAUGGGAUGUUAUGCUGUGGGCGCGCUCCGCAUGUGUGCAGCAGCAACAGCAGCAGCAACAGACAUCAUGAACAAACGGCAGCAGUCGUGCGACACGUUCAACAUCUAUCACGAGAAGCAAGUGAAGGAACUCUGUGCUCUCCACGCGCUAAACAACCUGUUUCAAGAGGAGAACACCUUCACGAAGCAAGUUCUAGACGAGAUAUGCUUCAACUUGUCGCCAGACCACAUAGUGAAUCCACACAAGAGCGUGCUAGGGCUCGGUAACUAUGACGUCAACGUCAUCAUGGCCGCUCUGCAGAUGAAUGGCUGUGAGACGAUAUGGUUCGACAAGAGAAGGAGCAUCGACUGCCUCAUCUUCAAGAACGUGAAGGGAUUCAUCCUCAACAUCCCCACCGACUACAAGUGGGGCAUCUUCCGGCUGCCGCUCAAGCGCAAGCACUGGAUCUGCCUGCGCGAGAUCUGCGGCCUCUACUACAACCUCGACUCGAAGCUCGACCUUCCCGAGCUGAUCGGCCGCGAGCCGGAGCUGCGCCGCUACCUGCAGGAGCAGAUCAACGCCAAGGACAAGGAGCUGAUCCUGGUCGUCAACCGCGACGUCGAGCGCAACAAGACGUGGCGCAUUCCCGACCCGGAGUUCUCGACGCCGCGCAAGAGCAAUAAGCACGGCGCCGCGCCGGCGACGGCGGGGGGCGGGACGGCGGCCGACGGGACGCCGCAGCGCCGCCGCCACGACUCCGCCUCGCAGCAGCAGUAUCGCCAUGGCGACCACUCGGCGACGGCGAUCGAUGCGUAA
Molecule: messenger RNA, 885 nt
Organism: Priapulus caudatus
Lineage: Eukaryota; Metazoa; Priapulida; Priapulimorpha; Priapulimorphida; Priapulidae
Product: josephin-1-like
Exons: 4
Coding region: 91-885 (264 amino acids)
Biological process (GO): protein deubiquitination
Molecular function (GO): cysteine-type deubiquitinase activity
Source: RefSeq, a predicted model, not a curated record